CAGGCUGCCGAUUCCGUGCCCGACGGCGUGACCGUGCGGUCGCCGAGGGUGCGGUCGAGGUGCGGGGGCCCAAGGGUUCGCUCCGGCAGCCGAUUCCCCACAGGGAUUCUGUUCGAGGAGGCGGGGAAGCAGCUGUCGGCGCAGCCGGCGCAGCCGUCCGACCGCUCGUCGAGCAAGUUUCACGGUCUGGCCAGGAGCCUCGUGGCGAACGCCGUGCACGGCGUGUCCCAGGGGUUCACGAAGGAACUCGACAUCGUCGGCAUCGGAUACCGCGCGGAGGUGUCGGCAUCACAGGUUGUCUUCCACCUCGGGUACUCGCAUCCCGUGCCGUUCGCCAUCCCGGACGGCAUCCAGAUUGCGGUCGACAAGCAGAAUCACAUUACCGUGGCCGGUAUCGACCGGCAACGGGUCGGCCAGGUCGCGGCUGACAUUCGGGCGCUUCGCAAGCCGGAUCCGUACAAGCAGAAGGGGAUCCGCUAUACGGGUGAGGUGCUCAAGAAGAAGGUCGGCAAGACCGGGGCAUAG
Molecule: messenger RNA, 525 nt
Organism: Geodia barretti
Lineage: Eukaryota; Metazoa; Porifera; Demospongiae; Tetractinellida; Geodiidae
Source: the annotation of a GenBank genome assembly